Mucor mucedo is the source of this 1130-nucleotide messenger RNA. RefSeq names its product alpha/beta hydrolase fold-domain-containing protein. Lineage: Eukaryota; Fungi; Mucoromycota; Mucoromycetes; Mucorales; Mucoraceae. The transcript is spliced from 5 exons. The record is from RefSeq and is a predicted model, not a curated record. Bases 38 to 985 code for a protein of 315 amino acids. Gene Ontology annotation, molecular function: hydrolase activity.
UAGUGUCUCCCGGCAAAAAAAAAGAAAAAGAAAAAGAAUGGCAUCUUAUUUAACAGUAACAAGUACUACACGUAAAUACUUAGAAGCACUUCCUGCAUUCGAUGAAGCUUAUUUGGAAAUUAAUGCGUUGCGAGCAAGGCCUGAACUUAAAUCACCUGCCGUCUUUCCUGUUGUCAAUGUCGAGACAAUGAGCGUGCCUGGAACACCAGAUCUUAGUGUCGAUGUCUAUCGACCAAGUGAUAGUAAAGACAGCGUUUUACCCGCGUUAAUCUACAUUCAUGGUGGAGGAUGGGCGUUGCAUUCAAAUAAAGAUGCGUACAGGUUUCUUUGUUCUAAGAUUGCUGAUACGGUUAAAUGUGCAGUGUUUUAUGUACAUUAUACUUUAAGCCCUGAGGCUCAAUUUCCUAUCGCUGUUGAGGAAUGUUACAGUGUUUUCUCUUGGGUUACAAGUUUGGAACAUGGCGGAACAUUAAAGAUCGAUCCUACUCGUGUCGCUAUCGGCGGUGAUUCUGCUGGUGGUAACUUGGCCAUUGCUGUUACCUUGCUUGAUAAGGAACGAAAUGAAGAGAGAAAGCUUGUUUAUCAAGUCUUGUUCUAUCCUGUGACCGAUGCAGUUUUUAAUACAGGAUCCUAUUACGAAUUUGGUAAAGACUUUGGCCUCGUUCGCAGGAUGAUGGAGUAUUUUUGGGAUUUGUAUGUACCUGACAAGGUGGAUCGACAAAACAUUCUUGCUUGUCCGCUCAAGGCUACGCUGGAUGAAUUGAAAGAUUUGCCUCCUGCUUUGAUUAUAACUGCAGAAGCAGAUAUAUUAAGAGACGAGGCCGAAAUUUUUGCUCGUAAAUUGAUUCAGGCUGGUGUACCUGUCACCAGCACUCGUGUUUUGGGCGUCUUGCACGGAUUUAUGACAAACUCGUUGUUGUAUUCCGAGGAAACCUUAAGUUCAUUAGAUAUGGCUAUGGGAGCUCUUUGCCGAUGUUUUGCUUGAAGAUAAAUGUAAUUUUAUUCAUCUACGAUCAAUGUAUGUGUGUUUAUAUAUAUGUGAAAAAAAAAAAAAAGAAAAAGAAAAAAAAAAGAUGUAAAAAGAAAAAGUAUUAUAAAAAAAAAAAAAAAAAAAGGGUAGGAUUGCGGUU